Molecule: messenger RNA, 692 nt
Organism: Loa loa (African eye worm)
Lineage: Eukaryota; Metazoa; Nematoda; Chromadorea; Rhabditida; Onchocercidae
Exons: 3
Coding region: 80-511 (143 amino acids)
Source: RefSeq, a predicted model, not a curated record
UUGCAGGCUUUUUUUUGUAGUUACGCACUGCCGUAGUAGUGUAAUCAUAUUGUGAAAAUCCGAAUAAUACUAUCAAAAGAUGAGCGCAGUUGAUGAGCGAGUCGCCGAAAAGAGGAAAUUGGAGGAGAAAGAUACUGAGAAUGGUGUGGCCGCUAAAGGAGCCAAAAUUGAGAAUGGGAUUGUUGCGGCUGCAGGUGAUGCGCAGGUCAGAGAUUUAAGACCAGAUAAGAAUGCUUCCCUGAAAGAAAACAAAGAAAAGACAGCAAAUGAAAAUCAUGAUGGCGAACAUGAAGAGGACGGUGAGGAAGCAGCGGAUGGUGAAGAGGGUGUCGAAGAAUCGAGCGGUGGUGAGGAUGAUGAAAGUUUAGGUGACGAGGAAGAUGGAGGUAGUGAAGAUGAUGAGGCGAGCAUUGGAUCCGAGGAAAGCGAUGGCCAAGGUGAUGGUGAAGGGGGUGAUUUUGGGGAGGAUGACGAUGUGGAAGGUGAGGAAGGUGGUGAAAGCGAAGAAUAAAGAUUAUAGUGAUGUCGAUGCCUAUUACAAAUUCUAUAUGCCGUUUUUUGUCGUCUGUUUGUUAAUCUCGAUCUUACAAUUUAUGGAAGGGUUACUCUGUUUCCAAGGUACCAGUUUGUGGAUUAAUAGUUGUAAGUUUUCAGAUAUCGUUUCUGCAUAUUUUGACUUAUUUUCGUAGGCA